AUGGAGGGGCAGCGGGGACAUGGAGGGGCAGCGGGGACCUGGAGGGGCAGCGGGGACAUGGAGGGGCAGCGGGACAUGGAGGGGCAGCGGGGACAUGGAGGGGCAGCGGGGACCUGGAGGGGCAGCGGGGACAUGGAGGGGCAGCGGGGACAUGGAGGGGCAGCGGGGACAUGGAGGGGUAGCGGGGACCUGGAGGGGCAGCGGGACAUGGAGGGGCAGCGGGACCUGGAGGGCAGCGGGGACUGGAGGGGCAGCGGGGACCUGGAGGGGCAGCGGGGACAUGGAGGGGCAGCGGGGGACACUGGAGGGGCAGCGGGACCUGGAGGGCAGCGGGGACCUGGAGGGGCAGCGGGGACAUGGAGGGCAGCGGGGACAUGGAGGGGCAGCGGGGACCUGGAGGGGCAGCGGGACAUGGAGGGGCAGCGGGGACAUGGAGGGGCAGCGGGGACCUGGAGGGGCAGCGGGACUGGAGGGGCAGGGGGACCUGGAGGGGCAGCGGGGACCUGGAGGGGCAGCGGGGACAUGGAGGGGUAG
This is a messenger RNA of Callorhinchus milii (elephant shark), 534 nucleotides long. RefSeq lists its product as uncharacterized. The record is from RefSeq and is a predicted model, not a curated record. NCBI's taxonomy places the organism in Eukaryota, Metazoa, Chordata, Chondrichthyes, Chimaeriformes, Callorhinchidae. The transcript has a single exon. Bases 1 to 534 code for a protein of 177 amino acids.